CCUUCAGCGUGACCACAUGUGAGUGUGUGCGUAUGUACGUACGUCGUCGAAAUGACAUUUCGUGUAGCAUGUAGCAUACAUCCCUUUACUAAAUUUAAAGAAUGCUUCCAACUUUCAAGAAAGUUAUUCAAUAUACACAUAUAUAUCUAGACUUUUGACUUUCACAAUAUUUGAUCGUAUUGUUUUUCUUCGCUUCACAAUAAAAUGCUCAUACGUACGUGUGCGCGCAUAUACAUACACACACAUACACAAGUCCAAGCGUUUUGAUUCUCUCCUGAGAUUAGGUUAGGUUAGGUUAGAUUACUUUCACGGAGCACAUACUUGUGUUUGACUGACAGCACCCAGUAUGACCCAGCAUACGAUGUGUCAAACUGACACGCGUUCGCUAACAUGCCCCAUCGUAUUUGUUUAACAACAUACUAAGUCUCGCGCGUCUCAAUUAACCAUGGAUGACGACUUAUUAAUCUCAGUUGAUUUACGAAAUUUAUCUCUGCGUGAUAGUGAUAUUCCAUCCGCAGAGACAUGCUUUCUAUUCCCCCGAAACAACAGAACAAUAAUUACAGAUGUGUAUGCAGGAAUACCAGAGAAUUUGUUGUUAAAUUUAAUAGGAUUUUUGGUUUUACUUACUUUAUUUGGCCUAUUACGUAAGAAGGCUUGGAAUUAUGGACGCCUUGCAUUACUACAUAAGUCUGAUAACAGAUGGAUGGAGUUGUUCUACGGUGUUAAUGAAAAUAGAGAUACUGAUCCCUUAUGUAUAGAAGCUUCCAUCAAUUCUCAACUCUCUCAACUAGAUAGAGGAUUUCUCUCGUGGAUCGCUACUGCUUUUAAGAUAACCGACAAUGAAUUAUUCCAACGUGCAGGUCCUGAUGGAUUAUUGUAUAUUUUGUUUGAGCGUUGUUUAAUCAUAUUAACCAUCAUGAUGGUUAUUGUAUCGCUGUGUAUAGCUUUACCUAUAAACUUUCAUGGGAGCAUGCAACCAGGGAACAGUACGACAUUUAGUCAUACAACAAUAUCAAAUCUAGAUCCCACCUCUAAUUGGAUUUGGGUUCACACAAUAUUGCUCUUAUCUUAUCUACCAGUUGGUGGAUUUGUUAUGAGACGUUGUUUAAAACAGGUGCGAGAUACAAGACCUACUGAAGAAUUUGCAGCAAGAACAUUAUUAAUUACAGAUAUACCAAAACAUCAAUGCACUGUUGAAAAUCUUACAGAAUAUUUCAAAGAAACAUUUCCUACUUUAACAGUGGAGGAUAUUACAUUAGCUCAUGAUAUACAACGUCUUUCAAAAUUAGAUGCAGAAAGAGAUUGCGCAGAACAGGCGCGCUUAUAUUGCGAGAGUUAUGCUAAGAAGAGAGAACCUUUGAAAAUGUAUCCUUAUCCAUGUGGUCAAGUUCUUGGAAUUUGUUGUAAAAAGCAAGUGGAUGCUCAAGAAUUUUAUACCAAUGAGGAAAUACGAUUAACAGCGUUAGUUGAAGAAGAGAAGAAAGUUACACUUAGUAAAUCUCUUGGAGUAGCAUUUAUAACUUUAGGAACACCCGGCGCAACUAAAACUAUGCGCAAACAGCUGAGGUCCUCGCCGAAUAUAAAAUGGAUCGUGGAUUAUGCUCCGAUGCCAUCAGACAUAUUUUGGGAAAAUCUGAGUAUUCCCAAACCGUGCUGGUAUCUAAAUGCUAUAUUAAUAAAUUUCGCUUUGGGGUUAACAUUGUUUUUCCUUACUACACCAGCUGUCAUAGUAACAAUUGUCAGUAAAUUACCGAUUACUGGAGAGAUUAUGAAUUUGAACCCAGUGGUUUCAUCCUUUCUACCCACUGUACUCUUAGUCAGUGUAGCUGCUUUAAUGCCUGUGUUAGUCGCGAAAUGUGAAUCGCUUGUAAGGCAUUGGACUAGAAGCAGUUUAACUCGUACUAUUAUGAGAAAAACAUUGUUACUUUUGCUAUUGAUGGUGCUUAUAUUACCUAGUUUAGGAUUAACCAGCGCAAAGGCAUUUCUAGACUGGAGUUUAAAGAAUCAGAGUAACAUGGUUUGGGAAUGUGUAUUUUUGCCAGAUCAGGGUGCACUUUUUGUAAAUUAUGUUAUAACUGCCGCUUUGCUCGGAAGUGGAUUAGAAUUGGUCAGAUUCCCAGAACUUGCGCUGUAUACCUUCAGACUCUGUAUAGCUCGUAGUCGAGCAGAAAGGAUACAUGUUAGAAAAGCAGUUCUGUGGGAGUUUCCACUGGGAGCUCAUUAUGCAUGGUUACUUUUGGUCUUUACUAUGACAACUGUCUAUAGCUUGGCAUGUCCGUUAAUUACUCCCUUUGGUCUACUCUAUCUUGUAAUUAAACACUUGGUUGACAGGCAUAAUUUAUGCUUUGCUUAUGGACCAAGCAUCGGUGGUGGCCAAUUGGCUGGAGCAGCAGUUGGUGCUGCAGGUGCUGCGCCAGUUUUAGCGCAAGCUGCCCUUUUAGCUUUAGGCCUGGUGCGAAGAGGCCUGUCUCCAUUAGCCGCCGUGCAACUAAGUGGUCUCUGUGCAACUAUUUUGGGCCUGGUAACCGGUGCUACCUUUCCGUGUUCGAAAUCUAAGACACAAGUACCGAAAAAGGAUCUUUCAACUGGUCAAAAUUUCGUUGCACCAGUAUUACGAAAGAAUAUGACAUCUUUGGAAGAAACUAUAUCGACUGCUUCAAAUUCAGAAGUGAAUUUACCAAGUCCAAGAAGUACCACUUCCUCUAUACAAGAAAGUCCAAAGCUUUACCAAAAUUAUGGUGGUGAGCAAAGAGUUUAAUAUCUGUAUUUAUAUUACACCUGAUAUAUAUAUACACACAGAAUGCUCCAUAAUUUAAAAAACUACGUAUAUUCUAAUUAUUAAUACAUUAAUUAACUAAUCAUGCAAACUAGAGCAAAAAUAAUAGCACAAAUAAUGUACAUUUUCUUAAUAUAAUGUUUCAAAGAUAAUGUUUCUUAUACAGAGUUAUCACAUUAACACAAAUUAGCAUAACUUAU
Camponotus floridanus (Florida carpenter ant) is the source of this 2976-nucleotide messenger RNA. It is a transcript of the gene Tmem63, whose product is annotated as CSC1-like protein 2. Gene Ontology annotation, cellular component: plasma membrane. The transcript has 12 exons. The record is from RefSeq and is a predicted model, not a curated record. The coding region runs from base 446 to 2758 and encodes 770 amino acids. Lineage: Eukaryota; Metazoa; Arthropoda; Insecta; Hymenoptera; Formicidae. Gene Ontology annotation, molecular function: calcium-activated cation channel activity.